UAACCAUAGAAACGCUUCAUGCAAAUGACAGUCAUACGUGCCAGGGAUGGCAGAAAGAAAGAGGAACCGAAAUGAGAAGCAGAGUAUCUGGGGAACCUAGUUGUCUCUUCAGAUCGGGGAGCCUCCAGCGUGUAAAAAUGUCCCGGACACCUGCGUGACUCCCAGGCCACCCAUCCCACGGUCACACGCGCUCAGGGUUUCCUCCCGGCUCGGACGCUUUGGGUAGCUAAGGAGUUAGAAGAUUGGAAAACAAUGAAUAUCACCAGUCUCGGUGAAGCAGGGUUGACGAAGCUGUCAAAGCUGCUGGACAACUGCAGUUGUGGAUGGAGGCAGCUGGCAAACGCGGCGGCGGAACAGCCACAAUUCCAAUGCAGUGAAAUGGAGCUGACCAGCUGCUCCCUUCAGGUUCUGAAAUCUGCAGGCAGUCCUGCCCGUACCCUUCUGGCUUGGUUAGCAGAUCGUGGAUGCUCUGUGGACUUCCUCCUCUACUGUCUGAGGAAGAUGGAACACCAGGAAGCUCUGCAGUUCCUCUCCACCACAGUGUCGGAGCAGAUUAAGAUCACUGUGCAGCCACAGUCUCAGCAGGCUUCUCUGGGGAGCAGGGUGGUGCUGAUAUGCAGGGCAUCUGGACCUCCUGGACUCAGCUAUCAGUGGUUCAAAGGAAAAGAAGAGAUUUUACAUGAAACGGGAAGUUUGCCAGAGUUGGUUCUGUGUCCUUUAGGCCCCGCCCACCAAGGUUACUAUAUCUGUAGAAUCAACCAUGGAGAGAACUACAUCUUCUCCAUGUGGGCUCAUGUUCGACUGCUUCACUCUGCUGGUUCCACUCCAGGGUGCAGCAGUCUGUUUCCAGGCUCAGUUAGUGGACUGCGUAUCAGCCAGCAUCCUCAGUCCCAAUUGGCAUCUGAGGGGGAUAAUCUGGUCCUGAAAUGCACAGCAGAAGCUAAUCCCCCUCCACAGUAUGAGUGGUAUCACAACAAAAGGCCCAUACCUGAUCAAAAAACAUGCUCCCUCAGGAUCCCAUGUGUGACCACACAGCACAGAGGAGAGUACAGAUGCAAGGCGUUUAAUUUGUAUCACGAAGCAUGGAGCGAGACAGCAACAGUGAAAAUUGGCCCGAGUUCAGUCAUAGAUGCCUCCUGGGUAGAAGAUGGUCGUGGGUUUGAUUCCUCAGAAGGCCAAAGGCAGAUACAUCCUUUGCCGCCGACGGCCUCUCCUCCCUCAGCAGCCAAGAAUUUCUAUGCCACAGACAAAGUUGCUCUCCUGAUUGGAAACAUGAACUACCUCCACCACUGUCAGCUGAGCGCUCCCAUUUCUGACGUCCACGAGCUGACCAACCUUCUCAGACAGAUGGACUUCAAAGUGGUCUCUCUGAUCGACCUCAACUGUCAGGAAAUGAACAGCGCUGUCAAUGAGUUCCUGUUGCUUCUCGACAAGGGCGUUUAUGGCUUGCUGUAUUUUGCCGGUCAUGGCUAUGAGAACUAUGGCAACAGUUUCAUGGUUCCUAUAGAUGCACCAGCUUCCUACACAUCCGAGCACUGCUUGUGUGUGCAAAACAUACUGACCAGGAUGCAGGAGAAAGAGACUGGACUCAAUGUGUUCCUGCUGGACAUGUGUCGCAAAAGAAAUCCAAAUGAUGAUUUGAUUGUAAAACCAGGAACGCUCAAAGUCACAGCCAAUAUAGUGUUUGGUUAUGCCACAUGUGUUGAUGCCGAAGCGUAUGAAGUAAAGAGAGAUGAUGUGUCGAAUGGCAUCUUCAUAAGCUUUCUCAAACAGCACGUAUGUCAGGAUGAGAAGGUCACCGUCAUGCUGGACAGAGUCGCUGAAGACAUGGGUCGCUGUGCGAUUACAAGAGGAAGACAGGCUCUGGAGCUGCGCAGCAACCUUUCUGAAAGACGUUCUCUCACAGAUCAGAUCCAGACAUCUGAGAGCUCGGAAUCCGAUUCAGCUCGAAAUCUGCAGUGGGCGGUCGCUCAUGUUCUGCCUGAGAGCCGCUGUCUCCAGUUUGACUGUGGGGUACAGGUCCAGCUGGGAUUUGCAGCAGAAUUUUCUAACGUUAUGGUCAUCUACUCCCGGAUACUUGAGAAACCUGCAGAAAUAGAAACCUGUUGUGCUCAGCUCACAGACUUCCCACAGGAAGUGGACAUUGACCUGAAGAAGAGUAACCAGGAGACUCUGUUUGAGGCCGGCUGCUUGCUGCUGAUUAAGGAGGAACUUCCCUCACCAGAGGCAAAGAGUCUUUACACACGCAUCCGUGGUCUGCAGAGACUCAGGACGGACCUCACUUUUACUGUCUGCCUUCAUUACACAUAUUCCAACAUGGAUGAAGAGGUACAAGAGCAACUGCCUGUAACAGUGGGCAAACCCCUGGUCUCCAAACUGAAUCUCCACGAAUCUCGAAUGUCUACUAGUGGCCCUGCUUACUCGUGCUCCAGCUUCGACUCUGCAGAGUGCUCUUCCUUAGCCUCAGACACAUGGACAUCCUUUGGACAAACCAGUACUGAAUUUUCUCAUGCCGACUCUCUGACUUUAUCAAGGAGUGCCAAUAUGCCAGAGGAGACCGACAGCCCAGGGGUGUUUAAUUCACCGCAACCUCUUACUGCUAGUAAAAGCUUGCCCCAUGGCCACACUGGCGAAAUUAACUACAAAUUUAGCGACAUGUACAACUUCCAUUCUUUCUAAGUGAUACUCACUCUAGGGAUUAUUACCAGUCUUUUUCUUUCAUGCAAUCUAAAAUGUCGAUUUCAGACAUUGUUUUUAUACAUUAAGUAUAAAAAGUACAACAAAAUAUAUCUCAAUCAGUGUGAUGUAUUAAUCACAAGUUCUCUUGAUUAUAAUAUGUUUACUCUCUUGUCCUUCAUAACAUUUCAAGGUUGAUAAAAAAAUGGUUGUUUAGCUGGGUUUACUGUUGAUGCGUGUAGUUAUGCAGAAAAAUGGAUUUGGUACAUUUUUAUAAAGAGUUUUAUAAUGUGAAUGAAAACUAAGACUAUGCUCUUCUUUUUAAUAUAUUUUAAAAUGGUUUAUAAUAAAAUAACAAAAUAUGUAAGUUAUAUAUAACACUUUUGUAACAUUUUUAUGCCUAAGAAAUACUAAAGCAAAUUCCAUACUUUUCCAUACUCAGGUCCUUAGAACACAUUAUAAAUGAACCAGACUUAUUAAGUGCAGAUUAUUUUGUUUUACUAUGUAUAUCACCUCAUUUUAUAUACGUUUGUGCUUAUUUGUGCUGUCUUAUAAAUGUGAAUAUAAUAGAUGAGCAACAUAUUAAAUGAAAUAGUUCAAAUUUAGCAUGUCUUUAGCUGUGAGUAGGUUUGAAUACAUAUCCUAAAAUACUUUUAAGUCUUGUUGUUUUUUGCUCC
Cyprinodon tularosa is the source of this 3353-nucleotide messenger RNA. It is a transcript of the gene malt2, whose product is annotated as MALT paracaspase 2. Lineage: Eukaryota; Metazoa; Chordata; Actinopteri; Cyprinodontiformes; Cyprinodontidae. Bases 253 to 2679 code for a protein of 808 amino acids. Gene Ontology annotation, biological process: proteolysis. The transcript has 17 exons. The record is from RefSeq and is a predicted model, not a curated record. Gene Ontology annotation, molecular function: cysteine-type endopeptidase activity.